AUGCCUCGCAACAACGACACCGUCACCAACCACGGCACCAACACUCAGGGGAACAACUGGGACACCCGUGUCGACAGCAACACUGGCGGUUCCGGCUAUCACUACUCCAACCAGGACGGUAGCUACUACUACCGGAACACCGAUGGUUCUCGGUACUACAACAGCGGGGAUGGCUACGCUCAGUACAAGUCUUCGGACGGUUCCACCAAGCAGUACUACGGCUCGAAGAAGUAG
This is a messenger RNA of Epithele typhae, 234 nucleotides long. RefSeq lists its product as uncharacterized. The transcript is spliced from 3 exons. NCBI's taxonomy places the organism in Eukaryota, Fungi, Basidiomycota, Agaricomycetes, Polyporales, Epitheliaceae. Bases 1 to 234 code for a protein of 77 amino acids. The record is from RefSeq and is a predicted model, not a curated record.